AUGUCCGACAAAGUUUACAAAAGAGAUAAGUUUUUGAACGUCUUCCCUGAAUUGGUUGAAGAAUUACUUCAAGUCUUGAAAGACUAUGGUAUGAGCCAAGAAGCCAUUGAAUGGUAUAAAGGAAACUUGAACUAUAAUACUCCAGGUGGUAAAUUGAACAGAGGUAUUUCUGUUGUUGAUACCUACAUUGUUUUGAAAGGUUUAAAAUCUGCUGAUGAUCUAUCAGUUGAAGAAUACAAGAAAAUUGCAAUCUUGGGUUGGUGUAUUGAAUUAUUACAAGCCUAUUUCUUAGUCGCUGAUGACAUGAUGGAUCAAUCAAUCACUAGAAGAGGUCAACCAUGUUGGUAUAGAAAUGAAAAUGUUGGAAACAUUGCUAUCAAUGAUGCUUUUAUGUUGGAGGCUGCUAUUUACGUUUUAUUAAAGAAGCAUUUCAAAUCUGAAUCAUACUAUGUUGAUUUAUUAGAGUUAUUCCAUGAUGUUACAUUCCAAACUGAAUUGGGUCAAUUGCUUGAUUUAAUCACUGCUCCAGAAGAUCACGUUGAUUUAUCAAAGUUCUCAUUGGAAAAACAUUCAUUCAUUGUCAUUUUCAAAACUGCUUAUUACUCAUUCUAUUUACCAGUUGCUUUAGCUAUGUUCGCUGCAGGUAUCAAUGAUCCAAAAGAUUUGAAACAAGCUAGUGAUGUUUUAAUUCCAUUAGGUGAAUACUUCCAAAUUCAAGAUGAUUACUUGGACUGUUUUGGUAAACCAGAAGAUAUUGGUAAGAUUGGUACUGAUAUUCAAGAUAACAAAUGUAGUUGGGUUGUUAAUACUGCAUUGAAAUUAGUCACUCCAGAACAAAGAGCUUUAUUAGAUAAACAUUAUGGUCAAAAGAAUGAUGACUCUGAAAAGAAUGUAAAAGAGUUAUUCCAUAACUUGGGCAUUCAACAAAUUUAUUUGGAUUAUGAAGAAAAAACAGCUUCAGAUUUGAAAGAAAAAAUUGCCAAAGUUGAUGAAAGUAGAGGUUUCAAAGGUGAAGUUUUAACUAAAUUUUUAGAAAAAAUUUACAAGCGUGCUAAAUAA
This is a messenger RNA of Hansenula anomala, 1059 nucleotides long. RefSeq names its product bifunctional (2E,6E)-farnesyl diphosphate synthase/dimethylallyltranstransferase (gene ERG20). Gene Ontology annotation, biological process: trans, trans-farnesyl diphosphate biosynthetic process. The record is from RefSeq and is a predicted model, not a curated record. Gene Ontology annotation, molecular function: dimethylallyltranstransferase activity; (2E,6E)-farnesyl diphosphate synthase activity. The coding region runs from base 1 to 1059 and encodes 352 amino acids. NCBI's taxonomy places the organism in Eukaryota, Fungi, Ascomycota, Saccharomycetes, Phaffomycetales, Wickerhamomycetaceae. Gene Ontology annotation, cellular component: cytoplasm. The transcript has a single exon.